UUCCGGGCCCGCGCGCUCCCGGCAUCCUCUGCCUUCCGGCGCUGCUUAGCCCCGUCCGGCCAGUCCCGCCUUGCGCGCCCAUUUCGAGCCCGGGUUUGGAGGCUGAGAUUUUAUUUCUUCUGGCAGUGGGCUCCUGCGCAGGGGCUAUGGGCGCAGGGAUGGCGCAGCUGGAGGGCUACUACUUCUCGGCUGCUUUGAGCUGUACCUUUUUAGUGUCCUGCCUGCUCUUCUCCGCCUUCAGCCGGGCUCUGCGGGAGCCCUACAUGGACGAGAUCUUCCACCUGCCGCAGGCGCAGCGCUACUGCGAGGGCCGCUUCUCCCUCUCGCAGUGGGAUCCCAUGAUUACCACGCUGCCUGGCUUAUACCUGGUGUCGGUCGGCGUGGUCAAGCCCGCCACUUGGAUCUUCGGGUGGUCGGAACACGUCGUGUGCUCCAUCGGGAUGCUCAGAUUUGUCAACCUUCUCUUCAGUGUCGGCAACUUCUAUUUACUGUAUUUGCUCUUCCGCAAGGUGCAACCUAGACACAAGGCAGAGUGGACAGUGAGAGAGAGAGACAGAGAGAAAGGUCUUCCUUUGCCAUUGGUUCACCCUCCAGUGGCCGCCGAGGCCGGCGCACUGUGGCCGGCACACCGCGCUGAUCCGAUGGCAGGAGCCAGGUGCUUCUCCUGGUCUCCCAUGGGGUGCAGGGCCCAAGCACUUGGGCCAUCCUCCACUGUCUUCCCGGGCCACAGCAGAGAGCUGGCCUGGAAGAGGGGCAACCGGGACAGAAUCGGGCGCCCCGACCGGGACUAGAACCCAGUGUGCUGGCACCGCAAGGCAGAGGAUUAGCCUAGUGAGCCGCGGCGCCGGCCCAGUCAUUAACUUUUAAUAACAGUAGAACUGGUGGACUUAUUGAGACAUAGUUGGGUUCUUUCUGCGAGGCUGCGUUUUCCUGCCCUCUGAUAACCUCUCUGGGUCUCUUUUUCGCACCUGAUGUUGACGGCAGAUGUUUCCAACGUACUCAGCUUUGUGUUGCUGGGGAUAUUAAAGUGAAAAGGGAGGGCAAGGGGCUGAAGUUUUUUUUUGUGUUUUUUUGUUUUGUUUUGUUUUGUUUUGGUAUAUGUAUGGAUCCAUGAGUUCACUAAAUUUAUAGAGUUUUUACUUCUAGGAUAAGAAACUUUCACAGUGAAGUAAUCUAAUAAUAUCUUUAUAUUGUUUUUUUAAUUGAAACUUUUAAUUAAUUUAAUUUUAGGUCAGUCCACUAUUAGAUCAAAAGAAGUUAGGGCGUGUUUCCAACAAGAAAAGUAGACAAUCCUGUGUUGAUUUUUCACAUGGGAGCCGAUCCGCUCAGUUCAGAUGAAUCCGUGUGUGUGUGUGUGUGUGUGUGUGUGUUACAAACAAGAUGAGGAAGAAUACCAGUACCAGUAGCUGUCACGAUCCUGGCUGAUUGACAGGGACAGGCUGGUGUGAUACUGCUCAGAGUCCUGGGAGGAUGGUGACGUCUGGCUGCUGGAGUACUCCUCAUACAGUAAUUUAUUUUUUAUAUUUCUUGAAUUCAUAAAAUGUUAUACUUUUAUCUGAAAUCAUUUUUCCUCUUAAGAGGCACAAACUAAAAAUUUUAAUGUCGUGGCCACUUGGGGGCGGUAUUGUGCUGCGUUUCAAAGUUUUAGUUUUUUGUUUUUGUUUUUUUCAGUCUCCAGCUUUACGGUUCUCCGGUCCUGUUUAUUAUUGUGUUAUUCAGAAUGCUUCCUGAAGUAUUUAAAGCUGAGGGAAAGUGAAGACAGUCAGUGUUGUGUCCUGUGACUCUAGUCGAUGACUUACUCUGUGCCGGCGCUCACUUCCCAGCCGCCGUGCCGAGUGCUCUGGCUGUGUUACCUCACUUAACUCUCCCAGCAGCCCUGCGGGGCAGCGCUGCGGCCAACUGCUCUGCAGGCAAGGCAGCUCAGCACGGAUGCCCACGAUUACAGCAAUCCCGGCCCACGCAGCCCAGCUGCGCGCCCCUCUGCCCUUGCUGUGCAGCCGGGGGCCGGGGUCCACUCUGAAAUGUGUGACAUUUUACAAAGGGAAGUUGUAGUGCACAAUGACCUUUUAUAGGUCAGAAAACUGAGGCCCACAGGAACGUGGGCUGUGUGGUAGGCCACCAGUGUGUAAGGUGGGGUGGGCUGUGUGGUAGGUCACCGGCAUGUAAGGUGGGGUGGGCUGUAUGGUAGGUCACCGGCGUGUAAGGUGGGGUGGGCUGUGUGGUAGGCCCCCAGUGUGUAAGGCUGGGUUAGUUCAGCCCUGGUUUCCGUCUAUGGAGUAUUUUCUUCCUGAAGAACUGUUUAUUUUAAGGGAUUAUGAAUAUACAUUCCAGAAGCUUUUGAGUUUCAUGUUUUGUUAAAUACUGUUCUCUUAAAUCGACUCGCUUAUAUGACUUCUAAAAUUAUAUUGAGAAUUUGUGUCAUUUAAAUCUGUGGUUUUGACUCAAUGUAUUCUUGAUAAAAAUAAAAGAUUCAUUUGCCUUUUUACA
Molecule: messenger RNA, 2487 nt
Organism: Oryctolagus cuniculus (rabbit)
Lineage: Eukaryota; Metazoa; Chordata; Mammalia; Lagomorpha; Leporidae
Source: RefSeq, a predicted model, not a curated record